CCCUUGUUAACACACUACAAUGGGGAAGAAAACCGGAUUUUUCUACUUUCGAGAGAUUUUUGGAAUUAUCUUAUCAGUAGCUACACUAGGAACAGCUGCUCCUAUAAUUAUUAACGUCUAUAUUGACAAUCCAACGAUAUUUAACGACCUGGAAACAUCAUGUUCGCUUAAAGGAACGUUUGCCCUGUUCUGUCUUGCCUUUGUCGUGGAAGCAUUUCUUUGUUUGCUGAAAGGUUCUUGUUUUGCCCUAGCUAUUAUAUGUAGAGGUCGAUGUAAAAUCAACUGCUACCACGUGAUUGUACUUCUACACUUUACAUCUUGUACUUUCUUAUCAGUUGGAAUAUUGAUAUAUGCUGUGAAGCUGAAUGCAAACGUUUGGUAUUGGAACAUGGCAACCGUAUCUUCAUUUCUUGCAAUGCUAAACAGCUUCGUUACCUGUAUUUUCCAGAGGGAAUAUCGUGGUCUUCACAAGGAAGAAUCAAAAACAAACAAACUGAUCAAAGAAAUUGGAAAUUAUUAGCUCACCUACAAAAACAUUUACAUUUUGAUAGAUAACACUCUUUGAAGUUUUAAGAAUUGAUAACGCUUUCACUAUUUUGCACUUCCUAGCAAACAUAUUUCUUUUUCUUGUGUCUUUUUUAAUCAACCAUUUCAGACAUAGAAUUGGUAAUGCAUUGAAUUUGUUUUGAAAUAUGAUUUUUUAAUUACCUAUUAUAACUUUAGUGUUUUGUUGCAAAAAACUCGUUACAAAAAUAAACACUCUAUUUCACAUUAAAGCGACUUUUAUCUUUUAGUUCUCUGUGAAAAAAAGUUAUGUGUUGAUUUUAACAAAUAUAUCCAACAAUACCGAAUAAAAUAUCAACAUUACAUCAGUGGUAAACUGAAACGAAACAUAACGUAAUCACUGCAAUGAAUUAAGUUAACAAUAUUUGAAAAUAAUAAUGCUGUAUAAAGACAUGAUUCAACAGGAAACCGUCAAUCUUAUUACCUAAUCUC
Messenger RNA from Magallana angulata, 996 nucleotides. RefSeq lists its product as uncharacterized. The record is from RefSeq and is a predicted model, not a curated record. The transcript has 3 exons. The coding region runs from base 20 to 520 and encodes 166 amino acids. Lineage: Eukaryota; Metazoa; Mollusca; Bivalvia; Ostreida; Ostreidae.